AUGGAGAGCCUCAGCUGGGAGGCCCAUUGUCUCUGGUCUAUGUGGCCCUUCCUCCGUCUAAUCGACAACAUCUUGUUCUUCCAGCAUCACCCCUCUCUUCCCAACCGUCUAGUGGUCCCUCGCACUCUUAGGCCCCAGGUCAUCCGUGCUACCCAUGAAGAACUGGCACAUUGCGGCCAAGCCAAGACACUCGCCGCGGUUCGUCAACGAUAUUGGUGGCCCGAUCAGCGACGCGACGUAGUUUCUGUCUGUCAGACGUGUCAAACUUGCGCUCAAAUCAAGGACCCUGUAGUCCGUCCCCGGGCGCCACUGGAACCAAUGUCGGCAGGCUUCCCCAACCACCGCAUCGGCUUAGACAUCAUCGGACCUUUAUUUCAGACUAAGAAAGGCAAUCGCUUCAUUUUGGUUAUCGUCGACUAUUUCACGAAAUGGUGCGAAGCCAUCCCACUCCCAAACUCGGAAAGUUUAACUGUAACAGCGGCUCUAGUCGAUCACUGGAUCGGUCGCUAUGGGUCCCCCUACAUCAUCCACACGGAUCAAGGAACCGCCUUCGAAAACUACCUAUUCCGUGCCCUAUGUCACCUCCUCGGCAUAGUCAAAACGCGCUCCUCACCUUUCCACCCAGCCGGGAACGGUCAGACGGGACGCACGAACAAGACUCUCGUGGCGUUCCUCCGCAGCAUGGUUGAUUUGUCCCGUGCAGAUUCCUGGGAUGAUCUUCUUCCCCGAUGCCUCUUGGCCUACCGCGCCACCAUUCACUCCUCCACUUCAUUUAGCCCCCACAUGAUGCUUUUCGGACGCGACCUGCGCCUCCUGUCUGACGUAACUAUCCCACACGGCACCCCGGAAAUGGCACAACCACACCGGUAUCUCGAGCAGCUCAUUGACUCCCUACAAACCAUUCACUCCACAGCCAGAACGAAGCUUCAGGCUGCACACUCCCACCAGAAGGAUUAUUAUGACCAUCUGGCACACGGAACUCAAUACGAACCCGGCGACCGUGUUUGGUUGCACAACGACCAACCCCACGCCGGGUAUGCCAGUAAGUUUCAUCGUCAGUGGUCUGGACCCUAUAUCGGCCUUCGACCGCUCUCAAAUUCCGUCUGCCGCAUUCGCCUAGAAUCUGAUCCCUUCGGCCGGAUUAUCCAGGUGCAUUUCAAUCGGCUUAAACCAUGUAUCAACCCUCCCAACACAACGUUCCAUCGACCUCCCACCCGACCACAUCCCUCACCACCCUUUACACUCCACCAGCACCCCGCAACGUCAUUCUUCGUACAACUCGCGCUGAGGACAGCGCUCAAUCCUGAUGGGGGGCAGUGUCACGAACCUAUCCAGUCAACGGUACCUUUUUGCUACUCAAUACUUUUAUUUCCUUUUUCAGGGCCACGUUCAACGCCCACAAACAACCAGAACAACCACCAGGGUCCCGCUAAUGACCAAUUUGUCUAA
Molecule: messenger RNA, 1449 nt
Organism: Spirometra erinaceieuropaei
Lineage: Eukaryota; Metazoa; Platyhelminthes; Cestoda; Diphyllobothriidea; Diphyllobothriidae
Source: the annotation of a GenBank genome assembly